AUGAGUACUAGUAUGGAUAACCUGAGUCUACAGUCUUUGCCACCAGAGAUCGUGUUCGUUACGUUCUCAGGAGGACUUCUGGUGCUUGCCGCUUGGGUAGUGGCUAGCUUCGUCUACCGCACCUUUAUCGCAAAUGCUCGUCCAACAUAUAAGGGAUUCCCUAUGGUGGGGAUGGAUGAGAAGGCAAAGACGCCGUGGCAACUGAGAGUCAAGUUCCUGCACCAUGGAAAAGAGUUAGUAUGGGAUAAUGUAGCAAAGUUGAAUAUGCCUUUCCAACUCGAGACCACGACUGGGCCGACCAUCAUCCUGCCUCCUCGGUAUAUGGACGAAGUCCGUAACGACGAUCGCAUGACCUUUGCCAAAGCUCUACAGGAAGACUUUUUCACUACUUACCCAGGAUUCGAAGGGUUUCGCCCUGCUAGCCACGAUAACAUCUUCACAACCUCGGUGCGCAAGGGCCUGAACCAGUCCAUCAACAGAGUCACGGAAAUAGUGAGCCGAGAAGUGGACGCGCUGAGGGAGCAGAUGUGGCCCGUCAAUGACGAGUGGACGACGACCACUUUUGCAUCAGACGCCAGAUGGCUUAUUGCAAGACUCUCUGCGCGCACGUUCGUCCCCGAGCCUCUGUGUCACAGCCAGGAAUGGCUCGAUCUCAACAUCAAUUACCCUGUCAACUACUUUACUGGCACUUUCAUGAUGAGAAUGGUGCCCGACCUCUUCCGCCCCGUGGUCCAUUGGUUCUUGCCAGUGUGCAGACAGCUGAGGAGAGACGUCGCGGCAGCCGCUCGGAUCCUCAAGCCUGAAGUCGAACGCCGUCGUCGGGCCAGAGCCCAGGGCACUGCCGAUAGCGGAAAUCCAAAGGACUCACCCGACGCAUUCCAAUGGAUGGAGAACACUGCAAAUGAGAGAAUAGACACUUAUAACUACAUCCACGGCCAGCUUGCCUACACCCUUGGGGCGGUUCAUACCACUUCAGGGACCUUUGUCCACGUUGUCUAUGACCUGGUCAACCACCCGGAGUAUAUUGGGGAUCUACGGGAAGAAAUUGCAUCGGUCUGGAAACCAGGCGAGACCAUAACCAAGAAUACCUUGCAGAAACUCAAGUUACUGGACAGCUUCAUGAAGGAGAGUCAAAGAACGAACCCGGUGGCUUGGAUGACUACACACCGCAAGGUACACAAGGAUAUCACCUUGUCCGACGGAACUGUGCUCCCAACAGGAGCCAUGGUCGGCAUACCACUCUGUGACCUGUGGAAUGAAGAGAAAUGGGAAAAUCCCAUGGAAUUCGACGGUCAUCGCUUCUACAAGAUGCGCCAACAGCUUGGAGAGGAAACCAAGCAUCAGUUUGUCUCCACGAGCAACGAGAUGAUCAAUUUCGGCCACGGAAAAUAUGCAUGUCCCGGACGGUUCUUCGCCGCCAAUGAGAUCAAAAUCGGGCUUGUCAACAUGCUCAUGUACUACGAUAUCAGGGCUCUCCCUGGAGGCGCCGCUCCUUUAGCUUUGGAGCACGGUAUUGUAAGGUCGCCAAAUCCAGAGUGGAAAAUCCAGUAUAGAUGCAGGCAGACCUGA
Molecule: messenger RNA, 1569 nt
Organism: Cladophialophora psammophila CBS 110553
Lineage: Eukaryota; Fungi; Ascomycota; Eurotiomycetes; Chaetothyriales; Herpotrichiellaceae
Exons: 4
Coding region: 1-1569 (522 amino acids)
Molecular function (GO): oxidoreductase activity, acting on paired donors, with incorporation or reduction of molecular oxygen; monooxygenase activity; iron ion binding
Source: RefSeq, a predicted model, not a curated record